CUCGAAGAAGCAUGGAUGGGUUUGAUUUGUUCAAAAAACUUGGUGUCGGUGUUAAAUUUAAUAUUGAAAGGUUUCAGAAAGAUGCCGAGCGAUUUAAGUUAACCCGUCCAGCUAGCCAACAACAAAACCAAAUUGAUAAGACUCAAAAUCCAACUCCCAAAAGGAAAGCAUCCAAGGACACUGAUCAGGCAAGGAAAAAGUUCAAAGAAGAAUCUGAUGAUUCCAGUGGUGAAGAAGAUGAGUUGUAUUCAGAAGAUGACAUAGUAUCAGACAUUUCCUCAAAUAUUGAUCAAGAGACAGAGCCAGAACUGCAAUUACUUGGCAGCAUCAAGUCUCAAAAUGGAAAAAUAUCACACCAGAAGGACAGGUGUAAGAAAACAACUACUAAGGACAGCUCUUUAGAGAAACGGGUUCAGAUACAAAGAGAACAGCUCAACCAUGUUAAGAACAAGCACAGGAUCCAUACCCAUGGGACAGAUGUUCCCCGUGUGCUGGAAACUUUUGAUAAUCUUGUCGAUGAGUACAACGUUCAUCCUCAACUUGUCCAGAACAUUAAGGCUGCAGGCUAUGACCUUCCUACUCCUAUACAGAUGCAAGCUAUUCCUAUCAUGCUACAUAGAAGGGAGUUAAUGGCAUGUGCUCCAACAGGGUCAGGGAAAACAGCAGCUUUUAUCAUCCCAAUUCUUCACCACCUGAAGGAGCCAAGGAACCAGGGAUUUAGAGCUCUGGUAUUAGCUCCUACCAGAGAGUUAGCAAAACAGACAUGCAGAGAAUUUCAAAAGCUUUCCGAAGGAAGGGGCUUUAGGAUACACUAUAUUGAGAAGGCCAGCACAGCUAUUAAGAAGUUUGGCCCCAAAUCAUCUCAAAAGUUUGAUGUCCUGGUAUCAACACCCAACAGACUGGUGUAUAUGCUGAAACAAGACUGUUUACGACUUAACAGUGUUGAAUGGCUUGUGGUCGAUGAAUCUGAUAAAUUGUUUGAGGAAGGCAAGACAGGAUUCAGAGAUCAGUUAGCUGAAAUCUACAAGGCCUGUGAUGGUCCAAACUUACGACGUGCAAUGUUUAGUGCCACAUUUGCUUUUGAUGUGGAGGAAUGGUGUAAACUUAACCUGGACAAUGUCAUUCAGGCUUAUAUAGGAGCUAAGAAUUCAGCAACAGAAACUAUACAGCAAGAAUUAAAAUUUGUUGGGACAGAAUCUGGAAAACUGUUUGCUAUCAGAGAAAUAAUCCAGCAAGGUAUAGAACCACCAGUCUUAGUGUUUGUCCAGUCCAAAGAUCGUGCAAAGCAGUUGUUUCGGGAACUCAUCUACGAUGGGAUUAAUGUUGAUGCUAUACACUCGGACAGGACACAACUUCAGAGAGACAAUGUAGUGAAGAGUUUCCGGGCUGGAAAGAUCUGGAUUAUGAUUUGUACAGAACUGAUGGGCCGUGGAAUUGACUUCAAGGGAGUCAACCUGGUUAUCAAUUAUGACUUCCCAAACAGUGCAAUCAGCUAUAUCCACAGAAUAGGUAGGACAGGUCGAGCAGGGAGACCAGGAAGGGCUGUGACCUUCUUUACUGAAGACGACGUUACCAAUAUCCGCAGUAUCGCUAACAUCAUGCGAGAAGCUGGCUGUCCUGUCCCAGACUACAUGUUACAGAUAAAACGUCUGUCCAAGAAAAAGAGAAAAAAGUUGUCCAAGAGAGUGCCCAAGAGAGAUUGUAUCUCCACAAAUCUCAAAGCAAGACGCCUACAGGCAGUAAUUAAUGAAAAAAGGAAAAAGAAAUCGGAUAAAAAGUCUAAGAAAACGAAAGCAUCCAUGGAUACUGAUAUAUCAAGUGAAUUGGAUGACCAGAUUGACAAACAGAAUCUUGAACAUGCAUCUUACACAGAGUCUUCAACAGAUGGACCGAGGAAAACAAAGAAAGACAGGUCAAAAGCUCGCACUAAGAUGAAGAAGAAUAAAAAGUCAGGAAAGCCUGUAAAGUGAGAGCACUGCUGUAACUGCCAUCUGUUCAUUCAUCACUACAUCUUCAAUAAAUUGUAUACAACUUU
Molecule: messenger RNA, 2035 nt
Organism: Ylistrum balloti
Lineage: Eukaryota; Metazoa; Mollusca; Bivalvia; Pectinida; Pectinidae
Product: probable ATP-dependent RNA helicase DDX52
Exons: 16
Coding region: 12-1970 (652 amino acids)
Biological process (GO): maturation of SSU-rRNA
Cellular component (GO): 90S preribosome
Molecular function (GO): nucleic acid binding; ATP binding; RNA helicase activity
Source: RefSeq, a predicted model, not a curated record